GUACUCUGGUUGUUGUUGUCGUUAUAGUAGUAAGGUAUUGCAUCUCUUGCGAGGAUGUCAAGCACAGAGCCGCCAACAUCAGGUAUGAUCCCUUCGAACUCUAGUCAGACACCGGCUCCACAGCCUACAAAGCCAAAGCUCAACGGUGACCCAAAGAAGCUGCCCAAAUUGCCAGUCCCGAAAUUGGAGGAUACAUGUAAACGGUAUCUGAGGGCCUUGAAGGGAUUGCAGGAUGAGGAGGAGCAUCAUAGGACAGAAGUGGCCGUCAACGAGUUUCUGACUCAUGGAGAAGGCGAAUACUGGCAGAAAAAGCUUCUUGAGUACAACGAAGGCGUCGACAGCUAUAUUGAGGAAUUUUGGUACGAGAGCUAUUUGUCGCAUGCCGAAUCUGUUGUUCUGAGUCUUAAUCCCUUCUUCGUCCUCUCAUCCGAUGUAACCCCUCGAGUCAACCCACAGCUAUCGAGGGCAGCCUCACUCAUCUUGUCCUCCCUGUCGUUCAUCCAUGAUCUGCGAAAUGGUCUCCUCACACCCGACUCUGUCAGAGGCACCCCUCUGGACAUGAGUCAGUAUGAGCGAUUGUUCGGCGCCUGUCGAGUGCCGACCGAUAGAGGCUGUCGCAUGGAAGUACACGAUGACAGCCGGCACAUUGUCGUAAUCCGACGAGGGCAGUUUUACUGGUUUGACUGCCUCGACUCGCACUAUCGACCGCUGCAGAGUGAUAAGGAGAUCUUCAACAACCUCGAAGCCAUCGUACGAGACGCCGACAAGACACCCGUGCUCCAAGUGGCUCAGAACGCCAUGGGUCUGCUGACUACGGAAUCACGAAAAGUCUGGUCACAUUUACGUGAAGAAUUGAUCAAAUCGAACAAGAACAAUGCGAAUUGCCUCUCGGUGGUCGAGUCGGCCCUGUUCAUCGUCUGUCUCGAUGAUGAUGGACCAGAGGAUCUGGCGGAAUUGUGCGGAAACUUUUUGUGUGGAGGAUACAAAUUGGAUGGUGGCGUGCAGGUAGGAACUUGCACGAACCGAUGGUAUGACAAGCUGCAAAUCAUCGUCUGCGACAACGGUGAGGCAGGCAUCAACUUUGAACACACCGGCGUAGACGGACACACCGUACUGCGAUACGCCGCGGACGUUUACACGGAGCUGGUCCUCCUUUUUGCAAAGACUAUCAAUCCCUCGACACCAUCCCUAUUCAAAGCAAGAUUCUCACCUCUUGCAAGAGCCUCAAAGGCCAAAGCCGAAUCGAACGAGGAAGAAGACGUCGACAUUUCACCGAAGAAACUGGAAUGGCGUCUGACUCCAGAAAUCAAAGCUGGCGUCAGAUACGCUGAGACAAGGAUCUCUGACUUGAUCUGUCAGAAUGAUUCUCAGGCCAUGGAGUUUAGAGGUUACGGAGGGACAUUCAUCAAGCGUCAUGGGUUCAGUCCGGACGCUUUUGUUCAAAUGGCCUUCCAAGCGGCUUACUAUGGUCUCUAUGGUCGGGUCGAAAGCACUUAUGAGCCAGCCAUGACCAAGGCGUUCCUCCAUGGACGUACGGAGGCUAUUCGGACGGUUCAGCCAGAGUCCGUAACCUUUGUCAAGACGUUUUGCUCCGAAUCCGCGUCGACUCAAGAAAAGGUCAAAACCCUUCGUGAUGCUUGCAAGCGACACACGCAGCUCACCAAAGAGUGCUCCCAAGGUCUAGGACAAGAUCGUCAUCUCUACGCCAUGCGAUCUCUCAUCCAGAAAGAAGCUCAGCGGCAAAGUAACGGCUCGAGUGGAGACAGCCAUGCGAAUGGCACUUCUGGCGUCAAAGUCCCCGCCAUCUUCACCGAUCCGGGCUACGGACUUCUCGGAACCAGCGUCCUGUCCACCAGUAAUUGUGGUAACCCAGCAUUGAGACUCUUCGGUUUCGGGCCAGUCACACCGGAAGGUUAUGGUAUCGGUUACAUCAUCAAGGAUGAGGGGAUUUCCAUUUGCGUCUCAUCCAAACACUUGCAAGGCCGUCGAUUCCUAGCUACGAUACAGGCGUAUCUUUUAGAGAUCAGAGGCAUGUUAGUUCAGCUGUGGAAAGAGGCCAACGAGGCACCGGAAGCCUUUAUGGAUCACACUGGUAUCCUGAGAGAUGCUCGGACAGGCAAGCCUAUCGAGAGUGUGGACGAGGAGGAGAAGGAGAAGGAAGGGGAGGAGAUGAUGGGCGGGUUUGGGUUCUUCGAUGUCGGUGCUCAGUCAGUCGCUCCUCAAGCGAGAAGACGGCGGCCUCAAGUUGGCAAAGUCUUGUCGAUUGCAGAAUAUUAAGA
Molecule: messenger RNA, 2279 nt
Organism: Kockovaella imperatae
Lineage: Eukaryota; Fungi; Basidiomycota; Tremellomycetes; Tremellales; Cuniculitremaceae
Product: acyltransferase ChoActase/COT/CPT
Exons: 15
Coding region: 55-2277 (740 amino acids)
Biological process (GO): carnitine metabolic process
Cellular component (GO): mitochondrion
Molecular function (GO): carnitine O-acetyltransferase activity
Source: RefSeq, a predicted model, not a curated record